This is a messenger RNA of Anguilla rostrata (American eel), 2069 nucleotides long. It is a transcript of the gene flot1b, whose product is annotated as flotillin 1b. Gene Ontology annotation, biological process: positive regulation of cell junction assembly; protein kinase C signaling; regulation of receptor internalization. The record is from RefSeq and is a predicted model, not a curated record. Gene Ontology annotation, cellular component: cytoplasmic vesicle; flotillin complex; plasma membrane. NCBI's taxonomy places the organism in Eukaryota, Metazoa, Chordata, Actinopteri, Anguilliformes, Anguillidae. The transcript is spliced from 13 exons. Bases 155 to 1438 code for a protein of 427 amino acids.
AGAGUGCUAAACGUGUUCUGUUGUGGGUGUGGGAUGCGCUUUACAGACCCGAGCGGAUUCAGGACCUUGCGAAACAGCUAACCACCAGUUAGCGGACAGGCGUCAACGUCUAAUCACACGUCCAGAGAAGGGUUGUUCCUUGAUCAGCCUCAGUAUGUUUUACACUUGUGGCCCCAACGAGGCAAUGGUGGUGUCCGGCUUCUGCCGCUCACCCCCCGUGAUGAUCGCCGGAGGCCGGGUCUUCGUCCUCCCCUGUGUGCAGCAGAUCCAGAGGAUGACCCUGAACACCAUGACACUGAACGUGAAGAGUGACAAAGUGUACACGCGUCACGGUGUUCCCAUCUCUGUGACUGGCAUCGCUCAGGUGAAGAUUCAGGGGCAGAAUAAGGAGAUGCUGGCCGCGGCCUGCCAGAUGUUCAUGGGCAAGACGGAGAGCGAGAUCACCCAUAUCGCCCUGGAGACCCUGGAGGGCCACCAGAGGGCCAUCAUCGCUCACCUUACCGUCGAGGAGAUCUACCAGGACCGGAAGAAGUUCUCCGAGCAGGUCUUCAAGGUGGCCUCGUCUGACCUGGUCAACAUGGGAAUCAGCGUGGUCAGCUACACGCUGAAAGACGUUCACGAUGACCAGGACUACCUGCACUCUCUGGGAAAGGCCAGGACGGCCCAGGUGCAGCGGGACGCCAGGAUUGGGGAGGCGCAGUACAAGAGGGACGCCGUCAUCAGGGAGGCCCAGGCCAUGCAGGAGAAGGUCUCUGCGCAGUACGUGAACGAGAUCGAGAUGGCCAAAGCUCAGAGGGACUACGAGCUGAAGAAGUCCACCUACGACAUCGAGGUCAACACCAAGAAGGCGGAGUCAGAGAUGGCCUAUCAGCUGCAGGUGGCGAAGACGAAGCAGCGCAUCGAGGAGGAGAAGAUGCAGGUGCAGGUGGUGGAGCGCUCGCAGCAGAUCAUGCUGCAGGAGCAGGAGAUCACGCGUCGGGAGAGGGAGCUGGAGGCCCGGGUCAAGAAGCCGGCCGAGGCCGAGAAGUACCGUCUGGAGAGGCUGGCCGAGGCCGAGCGUCUGCAGCUCAUCAUGGAAGCAGAGGCUGAGGCCGAAUCCAUCAGAGUGAAGGGCGAGGCCGAGGCCUUCGCGGUGGAGGCUAAGGGGCGGGCGGAUGCGGAGCAGAUGUCUAAGAAGGCGGAGGCGUUCCAUCAGUAUAAGGACGGGGCCAUGGUGGACAUGCUGCUGGAGAAGCUGCCCCUGAUAGCGGAAGAGAUCAGCAGGCCGCUCUGCGCCACUCAGAAGCUGACCAUGGUGUCCAGCGGCGGCUCGGAGGUGGGCGCGGCCAAGCUGACCGGAGAGGUGCUGGAGAUCAUGACCCGGCUGCCCGCGGCCGUGGAGAAGCUCACCGGGGUCAACAUCUCGCAGGUGACAGGUAGCUCAACCCGCAUGGGCUGAGUAAGAGAAGGCUCCUCUGCGUAAUCAGUCUGCAAUCACCGGCCUCAUGCCCGUUAUCAUUUCCUUAAUGUAGUACACUUGUGAUGUCAUAGCAGCCACCUUCCACGACUCUGUCCGUCUUUCUGUGACCGCGCCUCCAGGGACCACUUGUGGGGGUGCUCUGCAUCGUACUGUGUUUGGUUUUUGUGUGCCAUUUUGAAUUCUGCUUAUUCAGAUAUUCCUGCUUUUUUAAACCGUCCUGUUUGAAAUAUACGAGUAGCCACGUUGUGUUGUAGAACGCUGGUAUAUAGGCCAGCCAUAUCGGAUCACUUAUAUACAGCCAGGCCUCGGUCUGCCAUAUCACUCAGUCUGCGCGCUCGCACACCUGGGCAGUUCCCUGCAGGUUCCGCAGGAGCCUGGUUUCAGUUGCGGUCGUUUCAUUCACAGUAAAAUGCAUGAAUAUAAGAGCAAGAGAGAUUAAAAAAACAGGGUAGCGAAGAGGUGGAUUUGAAAGAAACUUGUUUUAGCCUGUUCUGGAAAGUAAAAAAAAAAAAAAAAAAGUGAAGUGAACUGGGGCCAUGGGUGGGAUCAUAUUCCCCAUUUUGUUUCCAUUUCCGACUUUCAGCCCAGCAUUCCUGCAGCUCGUUUGCCU